GCCUGGAGACACGCUAGAACAGAGAACCUUUUCUGAAGUUUAUGAUACACGACUGGCCCCUCAAGUUGAAAUCGUAGAGGCCACUGGAAAUGCGAGCGAGGCGUUGCUCUCUUCACAGCAGACAAGUCCAGUGUCUUCUAUUUUGGAACUUCGCAAAAGACACUCGGGAGAAACUCGUCGAUUUUUAAAAGCACCGAAUCGGGGAGUAAACACAGAGAAACCUGUGGCUGAUACUCGUCUAGCAGAUCUUGUCUACGUUUCUAAGGUACUUUUGGCGUCCAAGAAUCCGCCCCUUUAUGAGUGUGGCAGUCGAAGGUCUGUGGCUAUUUCUCAAGUUUUUCAGACGCUGGAAGCAGACUACCAAGGAAAUCCUGACAAUUUAUCUCAUCGCCGGUUUCUCUUCGACGUCGUCAACGAGAUUUUGGCUCGGAAGUCUUGUACGCCUUCGAGCCGGGGACUUCUGCGAGACGUUUGGAGUGAGAUAUGCCAUAACACAGGCCUCCAGCAGCAGUCAGUCGAAGGCCUUCACCAGGGAGAUGUUAGUAAAGAGGCAAACUGGGCAGGCACAGAGGAGGAGCUACAGAGAAUAGCAGUGCAAAUUGCGAAGGAGAUUUUCAGCUUUCUACUGGAUGACGCUGCCAGAGAGUUACUGAAGGCAGGAACCUGCGACAAGUGUCCACUCGUUUUCCCCGAGACGGAAGAAUGAUUCUUUCCGGAAAAGGCCAACGUGGAAGGGCGAGGAACGGGCUUCGGUGUGUCAGCUGGCCUACUCCACCAAAAUAUAGCGCUUCAGGCAAACCACAUGUGGUACUCGUCCCGUAUCCUGCUCAGGGGCACUUUUCGCCAGUUGUGUUCCUCGGCAAGAAGCUGGCAGAACUCGGAUGCGCAGUUACCAUCGCCAACGUGGUUUCCAUUCAUGAGCAGAUCAAGGUAUGGGAUUUUCCUUCGGAGUUGGAUAUCAGGCUGGAGCCUCUUCAUCCCGCGGUGGAUUUGUCGAAAGGAGUUCUCGCUGCUGCAGAAGCUGAUCUAAUGCGCUUUUCAAGAGCAGUUUACGAUCUCGGCGGCGAGUUCAAGAAUUUGAUCCAAGCUCUGAAUGGCAGUGGACCUCGCGUUACCGUCAUAAUCUCUGAUCACUAUGCUGGAUCAUGGUGUGCUCCAGUCGCCAGCGAAUUUGGAAUUCCAUACGCUGUUUACUGGCCUGGAAGUGCGGCUUGGUUUGCUGUUGAGUACCACGUCCCACUACUUAUUUCCGAAGGCGAUCUUCCGAUAAAAGAUGGCGAGGACCGAGAAAUCACUUACAUUCCGGGGAUAGACUCGAUCAAGCAGUCUGAUCUUCCAUGGCACUACACGGAAGCCGUCCUUGAGUACUUUCGUGCUGGAGCCGAGCGACUCAAGGCGUCCUCCUGGAUCCUGUGUAACACAUUCCACGAGCUGGAGCCCGAGGUGGUGGACGCGAUGAAGAAGCUUUUCAACGACAAGUUUCUGCCAAUCGGUCCCUUGUUCCCGGUGCUGGAUGAUCACGGCGACUUGAAGUCCGUGCUGAGCUUUCUCAAGGAGGACAGGGAAUGCCUCGACUGGCUCGACACGCAGGAGCCAGACUCAGUCCUCUAUGUCGCAUUCGGCAGCAUAGCGAAGCUGUCGCAGGAGGAAUUCGAGGAGCUCGCGCUCGGUUUGGAGGCGAGCAAGGUGCCGUUCUUGCUCACAGUCAGGCCGCCCCAGUUCGUGGACGAAGCAGACACGACAGUCCUGGUGAAGAACAGUGACUUCUACAAGAACUUCGUCGAGCGGACCAAGGGACGAGGCCUGGUGGUUUCAUGGGCGCCGCAGAGAGAAGUUCUGGCGCACAGGGCAGUAGCUGGAUUCGUGAGCCACUGCGGAUGGAACUCGGUCCUGGAGAGCGUCUCCAGCGGCGUGCCGAUCAUCUGCUGGCCUCGGAUAUACGAGCAGGGGCUCAACCGCAAGAUCAUGGCGGAGAGCUGCCGCAUCGGGGUGGAAGUUUGGGACGUGAGGAGCUCCGACGCGUUUGUGAAGCGGGAGGAGAUUGCUGAGGCCAUUGCGAGGAUCUUCAGCGACAAAGCUCGAAAGGCGAGAGCGAGGGAAUUCAGGGACGCGGCGAGAAAGGCAGCGGCACCGGGUGGUGGCUCUCGGAAUAACCUGAUGCUAUUCACAGACUUGUGUUCUAGCGACACUCGAUCGUGAUCUUUGGCUUCGGUCUAACAAACUGUGGUCGCUUUGAUCUACCAGUGCAAGAUCUCAGUUGACAAAAUCAAAUUCUUCUGCUGUCUUGAA
Selaginella moellendorffii is the source of this 2289-nucleotide messenger RNA. RefSeq names its product anthocyanidin 3-O-glucosyltransferase 7. Gene Ontology annotation, molecular function: UDP-glycosyltransferase activity. The transcript is spliced from 6 exons. Lineage: Eukaryota; Viridiplantae; Streptophyta; Lycopodiopsida; Selaginellales; Selaginellaceae. The coding region runs from base 703 to 2199 and encodes 498 amino acids. The record is from RefSeq and is a predicted model, not a curated record.